AUGGGGCCCCGACCGCUGCUCCUGCUGCUCUCGGGGGCCCUGGCGGUGACCGCGACCUGGGCCGGACCCCACACCCUGAGAUAUUUCCACACUGCCUUGAUCGGCCCUGGCCCCGGGAAGCACCGGUACAUCGGCGUCGGCUACGUGGACGACACGGAGGUCGUGCGGUUCGACAGUGAUGCCGCGAUGCCCAGGCUAGAGCCGCGGGUCCCGAGGAUGGAGCAGCAGUGGAUGGAACAGGAGGAUCCAGAUUUUUGGGAGGAGCAGACGCGGGAAAUCAAGCACAACGAGCAGACCUCCCGAGCGACCCUGAACAAGCUGCGCGCCCACUACAACCAGAGCGAGGACGGGUCUCACACCUUCCAGGAAAUGACCGGCUGCGUCCUGGGGUCGGACGGGCGCUUCCUCGGCGGAUACAGUUACUUCGCCUACGACGGCACCGACUACGUCGCCCUGAACGAGGACCUGCGCUCCUGGACCGCGGCCGACAGGAGUAUCAACUGGCGCGACUUAGUGCAGGUCCCUGAUGCGGAAAUGAGGAGGGUCUUCCUGGAGGACACGUGCGUGCGCCGGCUCCGCCUGUUCCUAGAGAAGGGGAAGAAGACGCUGCUCCGAGCAGACCUUCCUAAGACACACGUGACCCGCCACCCCACCUCUGACCGUGAGGUCACCCUGAGGUGCUGGGCCCGGGGCUUCUACCCCGCGGACAUCACCCUGACCUGGCAGCGUGACGGGGAGGACCUGCCCCAGGACACGGAGACUGUGGACACCAGGCCUGCGGGGGACGGGACCUUCCAGACGUGGGCGGCCGUGGCCGUGCCCCCUGGACAGGAGCAGAGCUACACGUGCCGCGUGGGGCACGCGGGGCUGCCCGAGCCCCUGACCCUGCGAUGGGACCCCCCUCCUCGGACCACCGUCCCCAUUGUGGACAUCGCUGCUGCUGCCCUGGGUCUCCUUGUUGCUGCGGUCGCUGUGGCUGUGACGUGGAGGAGGAAGCGCUCAGGCAGAGGCGGGGAGAGCCGCGCUCAGGCUGCCUGUCAGUCUGGGUGUUGGAAGGGGACGCCUGGGACCCUGGGGAGCGUGUGGGCGGGAGUCUAG
Molecule: messenger RNA, 1098 nt
Organism: Pteronotus mesoamericanus
Lineage: Eukaryota; Metazoa; Chordata; Mammalia; Chiroptera; Mormoopidae
Product: class I histocompatibility antigen, Gogo-C*0202 alpha chain-like
Exons: 6
Coding region: 1-1098 (365 amino acids)
Biological process (GO): antigen processing and presentation of endogenous peptide antigen via MHC class I via ER pathway, TAP-independent; antigen processing and presentation of endogenous peptide antigen via MHC class Ib; immune response
Cellular component (GO): external side of plasma membrane
Molecular function (GO): peptide antigen binding; signaling receptor binding
Source: RefSeq, a predicted model, not a curated record